GGUAAGGCUUGAUGGCAGACGCACCUCACCAGUGCCCGUGACUCACUAAGUAACGGAGCGGCUCUGUCGACAACACUACUGGUAGCACUGCUAGCACUGGUAGCACAUCCACACACUGUGCUAUAGUCCUGUUGUUGUUGUAGUGUGGUGGUGGAAUGUUCGAGAAGAACUUACACGAUCUGGUCCGGGGUAUCCGGACCAACAAGAACAACGAGGCCAAGUUCAUCUCCGCUUGUAUUGAGGAGACUAGGAAUGAAAUUAAAACUGACAACAUGACCCUGAAGUGUCAGGGAAUAACGAAGCUAGUGUAUCUCCAGAUGUUGGGAUAUGACAUGUCCUGGUCAAACUUCAACACUAUCGAGGUGAUGAGCGCCACAAAGUUCACAUUCAAGAGAGUGGGGUAUUUGGCAGCUAGCCAGAGUUUCCACGAAAACACUGACCUUCUCAUGUUGGCUACUAAUAUGAUACGCAAAGAUUUGUGCAGUGUCAACCAGUAUGAGAGUAGUUUAGCUCUUACAGGAUUGGCUUGUUUUGUGAGUGGAGAGUUGGCACGUGACCUCAGCUCGGACCUCAUGACCCUUAUCUCCUCCUCUCGUCCUUUCAUCCGCAAGAAGGCUAUUCUCACCAUGUACAAGGUGCUACUGAAGUUUCCAGACGCACUGCGCCCUGCAUUCCCUCGAAUAAAGGAGAAGUUAGAUGACCCGGACCCUGGAGUCCAAUGUGCUGCCGUUAAUGUUAUCUGUGAACUAGCCAGGAAGAACCCCAAGAACUACAUUUCACUAGCCCCGGUUCUGUUCAAAAUGUUGACAAAUUCCUCCAACAACUGGAUGUUGAUAAAAGUGAUAAAAUUGUUUGGAGCGCUCAUGCCUGAAGAGCCACGACUGUGUAAAAAGCUGGUGGAUCCUCUUACUAACAUUAUUCACAGUACCAACGCAAUGUCACUGUUAUAUGAGAGUAUCAACACACUGAUAACCGGCGUUCCAGACCACAUACCGUCGAUCCAGCUGGCUGCUCAAAAACUCAACAUUAUGUUGGACGACUCCGACCAGAAUCUCAAAUAUUUGGGAUUGUUGGCUCUCAACCAGAUCCUUAAACAUCAUCCUAAAUAUGUGAGCCCGUUGAAGGACAAGAUAAUAAAGUGUCUGGAUGAUAAAGAUGAAAGUAUAAGAAGAAGAGCACUAGAUCUGGUGGUCGGGAUGGUUAGCAGGAAGAAUUUACCAGACAUUGUUAAGAAGCUUGUGGAACAUGUGGACAUGUCUGAGAAUCUCGCCUUCAAGGAGGAGCUACUACUAAAGAUAGUAGAUAUCUGCAGCCAGGGGAACUACCAAUAUGUCACCAACUUUGAAUGGUACAUCACUGUCCUGGUGGAACUCACUAAACUGGAAAAUACGAGUCACGGCAGAGUUCUGGCUAACCAAAUGCUGGAUGUCACCAUCAGGGUGAAGACGUUGCGCACGUUCGCGGUGCGCCAGAUGACCAUACUGAUUGAGAAUAUUGAUAAGUUUGCCAAGUCGGAGAAGAAUGGGAUCUGUGAGGUGAUAUAUGCAGCAGGUUGGAUCGUGGGAGAGUUUAAUGAGUUCGUCACUGAUAAGGAGAAGGUUUUAAGUGAUCUGUUCAGCCCGAAGGUUCUCCUUCUGCCUCCCCACAUCCAAGCUAUCCUAGUGCAAACCACCAUGAAACUGUACGGCAGUAUCUUGGUAGAUUACGAAAAACUGGGGGCAGAUGAAAACAGCCGUGUGCUGGGCGAGAUGUUCGUAUCAAAGAUAGCAAUGUUCACUGAUAGUAGCGAUCUUGAGGUUCAGGAGAGGUCUUGUUGUGCGCUCCAGCUCGUCAAAUGUCUCAUUAAACUCCAAGCUAAGGGCGCGGGAGUGGCCAACGAACUGAUGGAUCUCUUCUGUGAAGAUCUCAACCCGGUGGCUCCCAAAGCUCAGAAGAAGGUUCCAGUACCGGAAGGUUUGGAUCUGGACGCCUGGAUCUACACACCCAAGCCCUCCAAAUACUCAGACGAUGAGGAAGACGGACCCGUACAGUUUGGAGACUCCUCCCACUCUCCUCUCCCUCAGUCCACUGGGUACGGUGGAAGCAUGCAAGGGUUCGGUAGCGAGUCUCUGGCUUAUCCCAACAGCUCCUCUGGAAAGUAUCAGGAGCUGAGUCAGGCAGAGAUUCAGCAGGCGCGGGAAACCCGAGAAACUCAGCACAAAUCUAACCCUUAUUACUUACAAGGUUCACUACCUACCAACAAAGUAUCCUCUCACAACAAACCUGAUCUAAGUGUCACUGACAUUCCCGUUUCUUCACUCACUCUGGAUGUACCCCUCAAGAUUGAGAAACCUUCUAAGAAAGGCAAGAAAGGAAAGAAGGGGAAGAAAGGUAAGAAAGGAAGGAAAUUGGCCGAGGAAGAGGAGGAAGAGGAGGAUUUAGGGCCGGUUGUUGAUGUUAUGGUGUCUGAAAUGCCAGAAGGAGCAUUAGACAGUGACGAGGAGGAGAAGAAGGCUGAUCCAAAUGACCCUCACGCUGCUCUCAAUAUCGACCUGUCAGCUCCGUUUGUAGAGUCAGAUUACAUAAAGGGUCCUGUCCCUUACUCUCAGAGUUCCAACCCUCCACCCACUCUCAAUUUAACAGAGAGGAAGACAAAGGGGAAGAAGAAGAGGAAGAAAAAGGGAGUGGAAGAAGAGGAGCCUAAGAAGAGUGUUGAGUUUGAGAAGAAGAAGACUUUGAAGGAUAUUGUUGCGGAGGCAGAAAAGAAAACCCAGAUAGCUGUUCACAAAGUCCCAGAACCUGAGAGUGAGUUUACGUCACAGUCCAUCAGUGACUGGCUGAACGAGCGAAAACCGGGAGAAGGACCACCCUUAAAAUCGGAUAAACCAAGGAAGAAAAAGGGAAAACCUAAAGAAACAGCUAAACCUGCCAAAACGAAGAAAAAGAAAAAGAAAAACAGUGUAGGAGAAGACAAGGAGAACACGAGUAACAAUUUGAUACCAGAUAUCAUGUCACUGGAGGAGAACGGGGUGAGCUCCACAACUUCACCAGCAGGUGUGGUCCUGGGAGAGGAUGAAAGUAUGAGUGUGAGAUACCACCCUCACGUGCCCUCACACAGCAACCUCUCACUCUCUCUAGAUUUCUCAAACAUGUCACCCCACAGUAUCUCCAACAUAAAGUUUGAUAUAUCCGAUAGUAUCAACACCAAACUUGUUCGGUCCUCUCCCGGAAGUUUGUCAAUACCAUUUGCUCUGACUCCAGGGCAAGCAAACUCCUUUACUCUAUCGCUAUCUCUACAGUCUAUCUACAUCUCACAGAAAUUGAGGGGGUCCGUUACUUAUUUUAUCGAAACUGAACCUGGAAGUAAAGACGAGAAAAUAAUUAACUUCACUCUUCCCCUGAAUUUGGCAAUGUUUAUCGUGUCCGCACCUUGCACAGAGGAGCAAUUUACCAAGUUGAUUGCAAGCAACAACCUCGAAUCUUCAAGCACUUUAACCUUACCUCUCUCGUCCUCUGCCGAUCAAUGCAUCGAGCAAUUUAGUACCAACUUUAAACUGACCGUGGUCGAACGAAUUGGGGGAGCGGUCUCACUUUAUGGUAAAACAUCGCGAGAUGAUGAACUGUGCGUUUUGAUGAAACUAAAUGGAAAUAUUAGUAUCGACAUCAAAGGUUCUGACAGCCAACUUGUCAAUAGCUUUGUAGAUUUGGUUAAUUCAGCAAAACUUUAGUGAAUAUUUUCGCCGCUAUUAAUUAGAAUCAAUUGAGCUGGGCUCGUUGAGACAUGUACAGAAAAUUAACCAAGUUUUUUGGGAAAUGUUAUAAAAUUCUGUUUUUAUUGUUUAAUAAAGAGGGAAAUUUUGGCAGGGUAAAAGAUAAAUUUAAUGGAUUAUGAGGUAUAAGUGACAUUUAUACCCGAUAAUGACGAUAAAUAAGUUUUCUUACUUGAAAUGAACGUGUUGAUUAUAAGAUUGAUGAGAGGCUGUUUUAUGAAUUGACUGCCGCAGAUUUUAUCAUUGUUGGGGGACGAUCCAAGUUUUUCUGAACACGUGACAGCUCUUAACCAAUUGAAUAUACUCAGACUGUUGUCACGUAUCAAGAAACAAAUUUGGACUCUCCUUAAAUCAUGAUAACAUCGUUUCAUCGAUAAAAUUUUGUAGUAGUUGAACACACGGUUAAGACUGACAGCUGUGUUUUUGCGAAAGUGUUAAAGUUUUAAGAAUGCUAUAUUUUACUAUAUACCUCGCUUGUUUUUGGUGUUAAUUUAUUCGUUGUCUUCUUGUGAUUUACAGUUUAAUUCUAUUGAAUUGCGUGUUGAAUUCCAUCAUUAGAUAUUAACUGAUUUAUGAAAUAUCAAUGUCAUCGUUGUCAACUGACACUCUUAAUCUUGCGUUUACGAUAUUUUAAGUUACGAAUAUGGUAGAAUGAGUCAUCUUUAAAGGUUGAUAAGUAUUGUAAUUUACGUGUA
This is a messenger RNA of Bolinopsis microptera, 4444 nucleotides long. RefSeq names its product AP-3 complex subunit delta-1-like. Gene Ontology annotation, biological process: Golgi to vacuole transport; protein targeting to vacuole; intracellular protein transport. The coding region runs from base 156 to 3707 and encodes 1183 amino acids. The record is from RefSeq and is a predicted model, not a curated record. Lineage: Eukaryota; Metazoa; Ctenophora; Tentaculata; Lobata; Bolinopsidae. The transcript has 10 exons. Gene Ontology annotation, cellular component: endosome membrane; membrane coat; AP-3 adaptor complex.